AUGUCGGCACGCGUCCCUUUAGGCUCCGGGGCCAACUCGCAGACGCGAGUAUUUAUUGAUCUUACUGAAGAUUCGGAUAAGGAUGGUUCGAAGCCAUUGGACCAAGCAACACUCCCUUUUAUGACUACCUUGGCGCACCGGUCACCUGCAAAGACAGUGCCAUCAAAGAGAAAGAGUGUGGAACGAUCUAAAGAGUCAUCGGAUCCGGAUUUGGGUUCAUCAAGAGAUGAGCCUACUAAGUUUGGGCGCUCGCGGAGAAUGCGACUAUCUCACGCGCAUUAUACGACACCAAGCCCAGUAGAAAGUGUGAAAGCUUCUCAGGUCAGCGUUGUUAUCCCGUCGCCAACUUUGCAGCAGCAACGGAGGUUCGCUGGCGCUAUCACAAUCAGGCCAUCCGCCAAUGGCAUGUCAAACAACUUUUUCCCAACCAACGAAGAGGAAGAACGAGUCUCAAGGGCAACCUAUCCUGCUGCACGACAAGAUUUCAAUAUUAAACGUCAGAAUGUGCCUCUUUCUUUCAACUCGAAAGCUAGGUUAGUGCUUGAUCUUCCCACGGCUCCAAAGUACCGCACUUUACUCCUUCAAACACUCAAAGCAAAGCUUGAUGCUAUUCGCGGGCCUUCUGUCAAUCCAGUAGUGGAGUGCCCGAAGCUUCUUGCUAAGCUGGCUGAUAACUUUGUGUUCAUCAACGAAUAUCUAUACCGCGAGGGUGUUGAGUCUGUUGGAGAUGCCUGGAACAUCGGUUGCAAUUGCUAUGAUGGAUGUGAUCGGGAUAAAUGCGAUUGCCUUAAUAAAGAGGAAGACUCGGAGAAUCGAAUCGUCCCUUACAAAAUCUGUGACACCAACCCGAACUUGAUUGUUGCAACUCAGGAGUUCUUACAUGGCAGGGCUAUCAGUCUUGAAUGUACCUCCAAAUGCAAGUGCAAAAAUGAACGAUGCUGGAAUCAUGUUGUCCAAAAUGGGAGGACUGUGAGGUUGGAAAUCUUUGACACCGGAUCUCGAGGCUUCGGCCUCCGGUCGCCAGAUUUAAUUCACGCUGGCCAGUUUAUCGACAACUAUCUCGGCGAAGUCAUCACAAAGGCCGAGGCCGAUGCUCGUGAAGCCCUAACCGAGGGCCACGCCCAGUCUUACCUUUUCUCUCUUGACUGGUAUGGUGAAGACGACGAGAAUAUGAAAGUUGUGGAUGGCCGCAAGUUCGGCUCGGCUACUCGGUUUAUCAACCACUCUUGUAACCCGAAUUGCAAGAUCGUGUCCGUUUCGACCAAGAAUCACGCCGAUCACCAUCUGUACAACCUCUCAUUUUUUGCAUGCCGCGAUAUCCCUCCAGGUACGGAGUUGACCUUUGACUAUAACUCCGAAGCGGAAAUUACCACUCCACAGAAGAUUGACCCGGAUGCCGUUCGGUGCUUGUGUGGAGAGAAGAAUUGCCGUGGACAGCUAUGGCCUAAUAAGCGCAAAGGCCAGGGCAAUAAGUCUUAG
Messenger RNA from Penicillium soppii, 1479 nucleotides. RefSeq lists its product as uncharacterized. The transcript is spliced from 3 exons. NCBI's taxonomy places the organism in Eukaryota, Fungi, Ascomycota, Eurotiomycetes, Eurotiales, Aspergillaceae. Gene Ontology annotation, molecular function: zinc ion binding; protein binding; histone methyltransferase activity. The record is from RefSeq and is a predicted model, not a curated record. The coding region runs from base 1 to 1479 and encodes 492 amino acids. Gene Ontology annotation, cellular component: nucleus.